GCGACGCUUGCGGUCGGAAGUGGGCAGCAUGUCGGCGCCUAUAAGAACAGCAGCGUGUAGAUUAGUAGCAGGAGUUUACUCGCGCUCUCUCACCAAGCGAGCGCUUACACACACCACCAAACACACCACAGCUCCCAGUGCAGCUCUCCUGCUCCACACAUGCAGCUCUGCCAGUGCUGCAGCUGAGAUGUGGAGGAACAUGUCUGCUUCAUCAUCAUCAUCUUCAUCACAGUCUUCCUCAGACAGACAGAGUCAGAGGAUGGUGUGGGUUGACUUGGAGAUGACUGGGCUCGAUAUUGAAAAGGACCAGAUAAUUGAGAUGGCGUGCAUCAUCACAGACUCGAAUCUGAACAUCCUAGCAGAGGGUCCAAAUCUGAUUAUCAAUCAGCCGAAUGAGCUGCUUGAUGGCAUGUCUGAUUGGUGCAAGGAACAUCAUGGCAAUUCAGGUUUGACGCAGGCGGUGCGGGACAGUAAGAUCUCACUCCAGCAGGCUGAAUACGAGUUCCUGUCCUUCAUCAGACAACACACUCCGCCUGGGCAGUGCCCCCUCGCAGGAAACUCUGUGCAUGCUGAUAAGAAGUUCCUGGACAAGUACAUGCCCCAGUUCAUGCGGCACCUGCACUAUCGCAUCAUUGACGUGAGCACGGUGAAGGAGCUCUGCAGACGCUGGUUUCCGGGGGACUACAAACUAGCCCCACAGAAAAAAGCAUCACACAGAGCGCUGGACGACAUUCAGGAGAGCAUUAAAGAAAUGCAGUAUUACAGAGUGAAUAUUUUUAAAGCAGAGACGGAAGAGAAGAAGUGGAAGAUCAUAGAGAAUGGAGAGAAGUGUGAAGCGUAAUCUGGUUGUUUGGUUGGUUUGGGUUUUUAAGAUUGAGGGAUGGAACUUGGCUCAGAGCACACUGACCCAGCACUGAUCUAACGAGCUGCGAUUGGCAGUUGACUUUAUUCUGUUCCACAGUUGGAGAUUGUGUAGUAAAUAAUGCAGGAUUUAAUUAGAGGAGAACCUCCUAGAACGUUGGAGGAGAGUGUACAUCCUCCAUCAGUGGAAAACACUUUCCAGAAUGUUUUCCAUUAAAACAAAUCUCCAGAGUCUUAAGGCUGCAUUCACACAACAAGGUAAAAGAGGCCCAUAUUUAUUAUUGAUAUCGUCUGCAACAUAUCUGAUUAUCAUAUUUGCAGCAGUGUGAGCUCUAUCAGGAUUUAGAAUGAGAGGCGAGAAUUUAGAGAGAUGGGAAAAUGGACGACAGCAGUGAGUAAGGGGUUUAGUGGUGAGAUGAUGAUCUCAGAACAGCUACUGGACCUCCACAAAUAAAUAUUUGUAAUGCUGUCUCUCUUAAAAUAAAAUUAGUAGGCUUGUGAUAGAAGGCAACCUCUCCAUGUUUCUAAUAAAUGGCCAUAAAAAAAGUUAAUAAACAAAGUUUAAUAAGUAAGCAAUGCCCAAAUAACAUGUUCUUUUACAGGGAACUUACAUACAUUCCUGUAGUAUUGUUCAGCUUACAAAGUCUCAGUUGUUUUUUUUUUUUUAUAUAUAUAUAUAUAUAUAGCUUCUGUGAUUCUACUGGUGAUGAAACCGAAACUUCACAUGAAGCGUCGCCUUUUUGCAUAUCGUCGCUUUCCAGUGAAAAACCCUUAUUUUCAGAACAGCAACUUUAUAAGAGAGAGAGAGAUAAAACCUUGUAAACUUUCAAUGGAAGUCAAUGUAAACUCUUAGAGUUUAUUUCAGGUCAUUUUGAAGAGUUCCUAUUGGUCUGUUCAUUAAGAAAUUAGUGUAAAUGCACAGUGUAAGGGACAGUUUAUCUAAUCAAAUUAUGUAGUAAACUAAAAAUCGACAAAAAUGUAGAUAAGUGUUUUUCACAGGACAGCAACGAUAUGCGUCUGUAGGAUUUGAGCAGAAACUGAUCAGGCAGUUAAUCUUAGAAAUAAUAAGAAGUUGUGAAGAAUGUGAACAGGCUGUAAAAAAAAGAAAAAAAAAACAUCACAUUUGAAGAGGAAAUCAGACUUGGGUCACUUUUAUUUUCUUUGUGAAAGUAGAAGGAGAAUCAGGAUGAGUAUUUGAAGAUGGUACUCCAGUACUCAUUGGGUCAGUGUGUUCUGGGCUUUAUUAUAAGCUGUUCGCACAGGGUUCGUCAAUCGACCGGCUGCUUCUUACCCGUUUCCCCGCUUAUUUUAUUUGCUUCUUAUCAGACUGCUGGAACAUCAGCUUCAGUAAAAAAAAAAAAAAAAAAAGGUUGCGAGCUGAAUAUCAUUUUUGUGAAUUCAUUAUAAAAGUUGUUAAAGUACAAUCUGUUAAUUUGUUUCAGAAGAUGCAAAAAUGCAAAUAAAGAUAAUUUAAAGUUUUA
Astyanax mexicanus (Mexican tetra) is the source of this 2342-nucleotide messenger RNA. RefSeq names its product small fragment nuclease (gene rexo2). The record is from RefSeq and is a predicted model, not a curated record. The transcript is spliced from 7 exons. Gene Ontology annotation, cellular component: mitochondrion. NCBI's taxonomy places the organism in Eukaryota, Metazoa, Chordata, Actinopteri, Characiformes, Acestrorhamphidae. Gene Ontology annotation, molecular function: nucleic acid binding; 3'-5'-RNA exonuclease activity. Bases 29 to 841 code for a protein of 270 amino acids.